AUGCAGCUGAUUGUAAAAUCUGUGCAAGCACAUGGACAGUACUGUCCCUCUUACGUGGCGCAAGUCCCCGGUUACGCCGGAUGCAGUUGCUGCUCUCCUCCGGUAACCCUGCAGGCUCCUGCAGCGCCCCCCAUCUACGUGUCGCUGCCCGCACCCCCGCCGCUCUACGUCACUCCCCCCGCGGCGCCGGCUAUGGUCAUCGAGCUUCCCCUGCCGCCGCCUAUCACCGUGACGCCCCCGGCCAGUCCCCCGCUGUGUGUCCGGCCGCCGACGCCGCCCCCGCUCACGAUAACUCCGCCGGCCCUGCCACCGAUCACCGUGAACCCUCCGCCGCUGCCGCCCAUGUGCGUGACGCCGCCGCAGCAGCCUCCCAUGAUGGUGAGCCCGCCCGUUCCUCCGCCGAUGUACCUGGAGCUCCCGCUGCCGCCCGCGAUCGUGAUCGAGCUGCCCGCGCCUCCGCCGAUCGUAGUGCAGCCCCCUCCGCUGCCCCCGGUCAUGGUACAGCCGCCACCUCUGCCGCCGAUGCCGGUGCAACCGCCACCUCCACCCCCAAUGAUGGUGACACCGCCCGCGCCGCCCCCGCUCUGUAUCCAACCCCCGCAGCCCACCCCCAUCACAGUGCAGCCGCCAUGCCUGGAGCCCAUCUACCUGCAGCCCCCACCUCCUGUCCCUAUCAGUAUCCAGCCGCCGCCGUUGCCCCCGAUCCGCGUCCAGCCGCCGCCCCCGCCUCCGAUGUGCAUCCAGCCGCCCCCGCUAGAGCCGUUCUGUUUACAGCCGCCCCCUCCAUCCCCCAUCUGCUUCCAGACGGGCCCCCCCGCGGCCCCGUGCUGCGGCGCCCCGACACCCUGCAGCUGUGGGCUGCCAUCGACAGCGCAGCCAACACCGAUAUAUUUAUAA
Leptidea sinapis is the source of this 897-nucleotide messenger RNA. RefSeq lists its product as uncharacterized. Lineage: Eukaryota; Metazoa; Arthropoda; Insecta; Lepidoptera; Pieridae. Bases 1 to 897 code for a protein of 298 amino acids. The transcript has 2 exons. The record is from RefSeq and is a predicted model, not a curated record.